AUUAUUACAGUUUUAAUAAUAAUUAAAAAAAAGGUUAAUAUGAUCACUUAUCAUUUGAACUCAGUUCCAGGUCUACAUGCGCUGCCUACAGGACAGAAAUACAAGGUUGUCAUUCCACAGCAAAUCCAUGCACUGUACAAAAGUGAUGCUCAGGACCAAUACCCACAUGUGGUUAAGUAUGAAUUACAGAUUGAAGACAAACCUCUGGUUAUACACCUGGAGAGGAAUGAGGAACUGGUAGCUGAUAGAUAUAUGGAGACAAGCUAUGAUCAGGAUGACAGACCGAUAAUGAUAAGCCCUCAGGGGAACAUAAAGGAUCACUGUCACUAUCAAGGCUAUGUUGAAAAUGACAUCCAAUCAAUGGUCAGCAUCAGCACCUGCUCUGGGUUAAGUGGGCUCAUCCUGACACAAGGCCGGAGAUAUUUAAUUGAACCACAGAACCUGGCAGAGGGAAUGCAUGUUGUAUAUGAGGAAGAAGAAAAAAACCCCAAAGCCUGUGCAGUGACAGAUGGACAUUGGGAGGAAUCAGUGUUGGCUCAGGAGGUGUUACCUACUCCUACUCAGGAAGAAAUUGACCAUCUUCUAAAUGUUCAAAAGUUUGUAGAACUGGUUGUGGUUGCUGAUAUAUCAAUGGAUUACAAGAUGUUAAACAUUUCUGUGGUUCUUGUUGGGCUUGAGAUCUGGGAUACCAAGGAUCAGAUUGAAGUAAACACUAAAGUUGAACCUACUUUGUCAAAGUUUUCUACAUGGAGAAAGGAAAAGUUAUUGCCUAGAAUAGCACAUGACAAUGCUCAACUUAUCACGAAUACAGACUUUGAGGGUCCUACAGUUGGACUGGCAACUCUCGGAGCUAUGUGCAGUGAACAAUAUUCUGCAGGAAUCGACCAGGAUCACAGCAGUUCACCAGUUUCUGUUGCAUCCACUUUAGUCCAUGAGAUGGGCCACAACCUGGGAAUGGAUAAUGAUAAGAAGAACUGCUCAUGUUCCGCAGGGGCUUGCUUCAUGUCACCAGUUCUUGGGUAUGGUCAGAAAUGUUAGAGCUGAACUAAGCCAUUAAAAAUACACAGUUUUAUGCAGCUCAUGUAUUCAUGAAUAAAUUGUUAGAUGUAUCUUUAA
Molecule: messenger RNA, 1116 nt
Organism: Rana temporaria (common frog)
Lineage: Eukaryota; Metazoa; Chordata; Amphibia; Anura; Ranidae
Product: zinc metalloproteinase/disintegrin ussurin-like
Exons: 9
Coding region: 40-1038 (332 amino acids)
Biological process (GO): proteolysis
Cellular component (GO): plasma membrane
Molecular function (GO): metalloendopeptidase activity
Source: RefSeq, a predicted model, not a curated record